Messenger RNA from Neurospora hispaniola, 1233 nucleotides. Its product is annotated as Alpha/Beta hydrolase protein. The transcript has a single exon. Bases 1 to 1233 code for a protein of 410 amino acids. Lineage: Eukaryota; Fungi; Ascomycota; Sordariomycetes; Sordariales; Sordariaceae. The record is from RefSeq and is a predicted model, not a curated record.
AUGCUUGCCAAACUACCCCCAAACCUCUCUCUCCUAGGGAUUCUCCUCCCCAUCUUCAUAAGCCCAACACGUGGCCACAGUUCCGCCGCUUAUGAGCUCUCUCACAGCUCUCACAACCCACUUUGUGCCCCUCUAUCCUUCACCCUCACGGCGACCGCCUCGCAUAUUUCCCUCGCCUCCCCUCCCGACCCUUCCAACGAGACCGAAAUCCUCGACAUCAUCAACCAAUCCUGGGAUGGCACUGUCGUGGCAAACGGAAACCAUACCGUCAACGGCACCUUCACCCUCAAGGCCAUCUAUUGCAGACCUUCCCACAAAACCAAAAAUGAAGGCGUCCUCCAAAUCCUCCUCCACGGCGCCACCUACAACAAAACCAUGUGGUCCGGCUACGGCUUUGGUUAUCCCUACGACUGGCAGUCCUACGCGACCAGCCCUUCGCAAGGCUACCACACCCUCGCCCUUGACCGUUUGUCUCACGGAGAGAACGACCCGCGCGGUCUGGAUCCGUUGAAUGAUGUGCAAAUGCCGUUACAGACGGAGCUUCUGCACCAGCUUAUCUCUGUGAUCAAGACUCAGCCCAACACCAAGACUACCUCCCCCAAGACCAACCCACUGGGAAGGACCUUUUCCAAAAUUGCCUUGGUAGGGCACUCCCUAGGCUCCUACCUCUCUGUUGCCCUCGCCCGUUCCUACCCCCUUGACGCCUCCGCCUUGGUCUUGACAGGCUACAGCUUCCGUCAAAACACCUUGCACGUGCGUUCCGCUCCCUGGGCGUCCGCCCCUAGCGUCUUCCCUGAUCGAUUUCCGUCCAACAAGUAUCUUGACAACCUAGAAUAUCUAACCAUCGCCACUUUGGAAGGCCGGGAGAAGGGGUUCUAUGACAACGCCACCGAUGCUGCUGGUAGGUCAUAUGACCCUGAGUUAGCGAGGACGGAUUAUGAAUACUCGGAUGCGGUCACGCUAGGGGAGGUGGUAAGUCUGGGGGAUUGGGGCGUGGGUGCGGAGGAAUUUGAAGGUCCGGUGUUGGUUGCAACGGGACAGAGGGAUUUCGUUAUGUGCAACCCGCCGGAGGAGGAUUGUGUGAAAAGGUUGUGGGAGACAGGGCAGACUUUUCCGAGGGCGAGGAGAUAUGAGGUUUGGUCGCCUCGCGAGACUGGCCAUGAUUUGACGCUGAGUUACUCAGCUGGGGAGACUUUGGAGAGGGUUCAUGAGUUUUUGGGGAGGGAGGUUUAG